UUUCGACGAGUACAAGCGUGGGAGUUCAGGGAAUCGACUGAAGACAUGAAGCGUCUAAGAGACGGAAGGCAAGCUCGGCCCCUAGGGGCAAAUGGUGAUACAACGGGACACCCUAGCGGAGACCAGCUGCCUGAAGUCCCGGCAUCUGCCGACGAACCAACAACAAACCGGGCUCGUGGCUGGAUCGUCGACCCCAAUGGGCCAUCCGCCUCCCGUCAAGCCCAGCUGAGGCGGGUCGGAGAGGCGACACUUCGACAACCGGACAGGAUGCCAUGGGGCCAGCGCGCGGCAGACAUCCAAGGGUGGAUCGACCGACAAACCCAGGACCCGGGGACCGACGCCGAAGAGGAAGUAGAGCCCGAUGGCCGCUUCGCAACUGCAGGUGUCCGCUCGGCGCCUAAUCGCGACGUCGCCGCCAUGAAUCGCCGUUGUUCGGGAGUUAUGGGGCUAUCGACGACGACAACGCGACAACGGACACCGACGAGCACGAGACAAUACGCGACGCUCAAAGCCUGGCGUCCACGCUGCAGGACGAAGGGAACAGACACCCACUGGCUCGCGGGAACGAAUGGGACUCGCCCCUUUGGGCCGAGUGGAACCUGGCCGGUCAAGGUCGGGCAGCCACCCCUCCAGCAGCACACCGCGAGGACGAAUCCGGAGGACGGUGCUGGACCACAUUACUCCGACGUGUCCCACGCAAGCGAUGCAGGGGAAAGAGUAGGACCCCAACGCGACGACGGAGGGUCCGAUUCCAGGUCCCUCAUGAGCCUGGGCUUCGCGCCCCAGGCGAACCAGCAGUGGGCACCAGCCAACCCGUCGGGGUCAGAUGACGUCCCGCCUCCCCUCGUAGCCGCCCACGCCGGACUACCCCCACAACGUCCCGAUGAGGGAGUCGUUGACUUCGACUCCGAAGAGAGCCUCCCGCUGGAGUAUGGCGAGAUGGCCGACCCGAAUGGCGGGGCAACGCGCCAGGUCGACAGUUGCCUCGGGACCUCAUAUCCAACAUCACCGUAUUCUUACGCGAUCGCGCCUACCGACUGGGAGUCCGGCGACUGGAGGUCCAUGACGGCACUUGCUUCCGCAUAAAGAUUACCCGCAGCCGGGCCGUCACCGUCACUCUUCGGCACCCCCGAAGUAUGGAGGGGGUGUGAGGGAGCGUACGCUCCACCCACAUUUUUCCGCCCAUCAACUCGCCGGCAUUUUCCCAUUGGACGGGUCCCUCCUUAUUUUAUUAGAAUUAAGAUUUUUGACUUUUCCUUAUUUUCUAGUUUUAAGCAUUGACUUUUCAGUUUUAGGUUAAGGAGGGGGAAGGCCACGAAGGCUACAUGACA
This is a messenger RNA of Drosophila miranda, 1331 nucleotides long. RefSeq lists its product as uncharacterized. The record is from RefSeq and is a predicted model, not a curated record. The coding region runs from base 46 to 1086 and encodes 346 amino acids. The transcript has 2 exons. NCBI's taxonomy places the organism in Eukaryota, Metazoa, Arthropoda, Insecta, Diptera, Drosophilidae.